Molecule: messenger RNA, 703 nt
Organism: Achroia grisella
Lineage: Eukaryota; Metazoa; Arthropoda; Insecta; Lepidoptera; Pyralidae
Product: mpv17-like protein 2
Exons: 3
Biological process (GO): mitochondrial ribosome assembly
Cellular component (GO): cytoplasm; membrane
Source: RefSeq, a predicted model, not a curated record
UUUUCAGGUUGUUUUAUAGUCAUGUUCUUUAAGAGUUGUUUAAUGAUAAGACAGACAUCACCUCUGAUAAGGUUUCAAGGCAAAUCUUAUUCAACUUUUCGUCGUGGAGUUCAAUUUUUUUUUAAGAAAAAUUUGUUGUUUACUAAUAGUAUUACCUCCGGAGGGUUUAUGGCCAUUGGUGACUUAGUCCAACAAGAAAUUGAAUAUCGGUCCAGUAUUCUUACAGAGAGAUAUAAUUGGGGACGUAUGGCAAGGAUGUUUACUGUUGGCACCUUAAUGGGACCAUUACAUCAUUUUUAUUAUAUUUAUUUGGAUAAAGUCUUACCUAAGGCGGAUAUUAAAACAGUCUUCAAGAAAAUACUCUGUGAUCAAUUCUUUGCAUCACCAGCAACCAUAAUUUGCUUUUUUUAUGGAAUGGGUUGGUUAGAAAAGAAAUCUAUAGAACAGAGUACAACAGAAAUUGUAAAUAAAAUUAAAUAUGUAUAUAUGGGAGAUUGCUUAUUCUGGCCUCCAGUACAGUUUGUCAAUUUCUAUUAUUUACCUACACAAUACAGAGUAUUUUACAUUAAUAUAGCAACAAUGGUGUUCAAUAUAUUUUUGUCUUAUAUGAAACAUUAUGAUCAACAUUGACUUAGAAGAUCUGUGCCACUGGAAUUAUUUUAAUGUAAAUAUUGAUUACAGUUUAAAAUGGAUUUGAAAAGGC